This is a messenger RNA of Plasmodium gonderi, 333 nucleotides long. RefSeq names its product glutaredoxin 1. The record is from RefSeq and is a predicted model, not a curated record. Bases 1 to 333 code for a protein of 110 amino acids. NCBI's taxonomy places the organism in Eukaryota, Apicomplexa, Aconoidasida, Haemosporida, Plasmodiidae. The transcript is spliced from 5 exons.
AUGGCAUACAACAAUGAGGGAAUUAAAAAAUUUGUACAAAAAAUUAUAGACGAAAAUGUCAUUGCUGUGUUUUCAAAAACGGAAUGCCCAUACUGUAUUAAGGCCAUCUCCAUUUUGAAAGGGUUUAAUGUUAAGAAUAUGCAUGUAGAACAAAUUGAGAAGAAUCCCAACAUGGCAGAUAUUCAGGCAUAUUUAAAAGAACUAACAGGAAAGAGUUCCGUUCCGCGGAUAUUCAUAAAUAAGGAAUUUGUUGGAGGAUGUGAUGACUUGGUAAAAGAGAACGAAGAAGGAAAACUCCAAGAACGGUUAAAGAAUGCUGGUAUACUUAGUUAA